CACCAACCAAACAAAAUGGCGAUCCCAAGUGCAGUUUUGGCUGCAGGAUGGAUUCCCUUUGUUGUUGUUAUUGUCCUGACCCUGUUGUUUUCGGCAAUAUACAUCCGUUAUUAUAUGAGCAAAUAUGACAGUGAGCUGUCGACAACCCUGGCCACCAUCUUUGCUCUGACUAUCACCCUGCUGACGUCGGCCAUUGUACCCGUUGACAUCUUCCUUGUAUCCUACAUGAAAACAACUGAUGGAUCAUUCAAGGAUUGGGCUAAUGACUCUGCCUCCCGAGCUUCAAUUGAGCAUUCAAUCCUUUAUGGCUAUUACACGCUGUAUGCUCUCGUGACGUUCUGUCUGUUCAUCUUGCUACCCUUCUUCUAUUUCUUCUAUGAGGAGAAAGAUGAGGCUACCCCUACAUCAUGCAAGAGUAGAUGCUGUACAGCUCUGAAGUACCUGAUUGUGUUUAUCCUGGUCGUCGCUACUCUCAUGUUGAUUGGUGCUUUUGUUCCCACCAAGGGCACUCCCAACGCUAAUUCUACUGAGUGGAAGCAGAUAGAAGCCCUUUUCAAGGACCUGGCUAGCAAUGGGUUGGAAGACUCUCUGUCCUUUAUCAUCAGUGUGUUGAGCCUGCUGGGAAUGAUGGCCUUCAUCAUGUAUACGGUACGUGGAAAGAAAUUACAAAACUGCAGACUUGCCUAUCCUUACUAUUUGAGCCUGCGUCAUCUGGAGGCCAAUGACAGAAGCUGCAUACGGAAAUGUCUGCUGGUGCUACGUCCGUUUGAGAUGCUGUUUGGCUUUUUGUUUCUUCUCGUGGCCUUGCUCAUCUUCAUCUCACUGUUGCUCACCAAUAUUGACAAAGCCAUGCACAGUAAAGGAUACAAGAUUGGCUACGCCCUGGCUCAGAGGAAGCUGCCCAACCCUGUAGACAUUGCACUGGUCUUCUGUCAGAUGGUGUUCCCUCUGGACUACAUCCUCAUGUCGGGCAUCAUCGUGUAUUUCGUCUUCUGCUCCAUGUCUGGAAUCCGCAACAUCGGCAUCUGGUUCCUGUGGAUCAGGAUGUACAAGAUCCGUCCCCGUCGUACACGGCCCCAGGGCCUGCUGAUGUUGUGCAUGAUACUGAUGUUCAUCGUGUUGGCCAUCAACAUCAUUGUGUAUGAGCUGACACCACAGUACUCCACCUUUGGCAGUCAGAAAUAUGGCAACAUGACUGGAGGAUCAAACACAACAUCCACUCCACUACAUCAGUGUACCAUGGAGGUGGCAGGUGAGAUUAGCGUGGUGGCGAGGAUGGCUCUGCUUCUGACACGGUUCUUCUACAAGAUGUGGUUCUUUGGAGCCACCUACUACUGGGGCACUUGGGUCUUUCUUGGGAUAUAUGUCCUUGGAUUCAUAAUUGCUGUGAUAAAGAAGAGAAAGUCAUCAAUCGAUGGGGAAAUUGACGAGGAUGACUUUGAUGAAAGUGAUGAUGAAGACCUGCUUCGGGGCUAGACACAAUAGGUUUUAGAAUACGAUUUGGUUCAACUGAUAUGUAUGUAUUAAGGUUCCAUCUUCAAUGUACAGUAUGCACGAAAAAGAAAGAUGCACAGUUUGGGAUCUGUAUCACUGCUUAUGUUUUGAUUCAAAUCAGUUUGUGUCUUUCAUUAGUUGAACGAAGAAUUUUAAGAAAUAUAUUUGGUAAUGUUUCUAAAAAAUAUAUUCGAGCACAAAAACAAAUUAGGAUUGUAGUGUGUAUAUAUGUGACGUGUAUUUAUUUAUAUUUGCUCUAACUUUUGUUUAUGUCCUCAUUGAUAUGAUUCAAUGUACUUUGUAAUGACUAAUGACUAAAGAUAGUUACACUCUUCUAUCGCACUCAUGACUGAGAGAUUCUUAAUAUCAUUAGACCUUCUCUUUGGCUAAGAUGUUUCAGUUUAAGAGACUCAUCAGUGUGCGGCUCAAACAUUGCCAAACUCUUAUAGAAUUUUAACUGUCAUAUUUAAGUUUAUAAAAUUACUGUCAUGGGUGCAUAGGGUUGUUUCUGUUUUGUAUGAGUACAACAUAUUCCUCCGUCGUGUUCAUUCCUGUCUUAAUGUGGGUUGGUUGGUUAACCGAGUGGUUAAAGCAUUGGCUCGUCACACGAAGACCCGGGUUCGAUUCCCCACAUGGGUAGAAUGUGUGAGCCCCAUUUCUGGUGUCCCCCGCCAUGAUAUUGCUGGAAUAUUGCUGAAAGCGGCGUAAACUAAACUCACUCACUCACUCACUCCUUUAAUGUUGGUCUUUAGAAGGUCCAAAGAACCUAACAGGAUCGGGUGGUUUGGCUUGGUUAUUUGGUUGUAUCCAGUGACUUGGUCAUUGUAUCCCAAUUGUAUAGAUAGAUGCUCAUCAUGUCAAUCACUUGAUUAUCUGGUCCAUACUCAAUUAUUGUAAAUAUUGGGGUCAUAACUGGAAAUAUUGCUGAGUGCAGCA
Molecule: messenger RNA, 2430 nt
Organism: Haliotis rubra (blacklip abalone)
Lineage: Eukaryota; Metazoa; Mollusca; Gastropoda; Lepetellida; Haliotidae
Product: probable lysosomal cobalamin transporter
Biological process (GO): protein localization to vacuole
Cellular component (GO): vacuolar membrane
Source: RefSeq, a predicted model, not a curated record